GCCGAGUCGGCAGCAUCUCCGCGCUGCUCCCGCCGCGAUCUCCUCUGGCCGGCGGACGCAGCGCAUCGCUCAUGAAGCGGCGGUUCCUCCGCUGGCUCAUCGCCGUGGCCCUGGUCGCCAGUGCCGCCGGCCGCCCCCUCGCGGCCGCCGACGUGGUUGUCAAGAACCAGCCGCUGACCGUGGCCCUGGGCCGCUCGGUGUUCCUCAGCCCAUCGGAGGACCUGCGGAUACGGGUCGCGCCGGGAGAUCGCUGCCACGUGCACGUCGUUGAGGCUGAGGAUGGCGAGCCUGCUUCAGUCCUGUCCUGGAGUGCGCCCGGAAGGCUGCAACCCUCGUCCUUUCCGUGCGGAUUUGGCUUCGGCAGUGUGUCCUACACGCAUUUUGGGUCCAAGAUCGCGCCGCUUCUGGACAGGGUGCGACUGCUCGUUAAGUACGAGGCCGAGAACGAGACGCUGAUAGUACCCUUGCUGCUGUCGGUGCAGGUAUCGCCCGAGCCGUAUCAGAUCGCAGUGAAAGUGAAUUCGCUGUCUGUGCCAUCGUUGGGUGGCGAAAGCCAGCCCAUCAGUGAAGAUGUGCUUAGUUUCAGUGCUGUGGAACCGGGAAGUGUUUGCAGGGUGCGUGUGCUGUCGGAGGUUCCCCGGUUUCCCCGUUACGGUGAGUUGAUCGGUGACGUCCCGACACAGUUCGCAAGUUGCGAGACGUUUCUGCAAGGCGACGUCCGGUACCGUCACACCGGUGGGUCGCAGUCAUCUAAGUGGGACUACGUGCCGUUCCUCGUAGAGGUCACCGAUUCAUCAGGUCAUUCAUCGAGAAAAGAGCGUUUUCACCUACCCGUAAAGAUCGAGGAAGGGAUUGAGAACUCUGUUCCCCAGCCGACUUUCGCGUCCGAGCUUCACCUAGACGUCAGCCAGUUCAUAAUGACCCCGUUGACUCCUACCGUCCUUGCUGCGGAAGACCCGGAUAGCGACAGUGGCGCCUUGCUGUUUAACUUUAGAACAGUGCUCAGUCCUGAAGAAGGGCAUUUCGUGACAACCGAUGACCGUCGUGUGCCAACAACUUCGUUUUUCCAAAAGGACGUUCAAGCACUAAAAAUCGCUUAUGUGCCUCCUCCUGCGCAAUCAAAUGACAGGCGAGUGUUCCGAGUGGAAGUAGAAGUGAUCGAUCAGGAAGGCGCGGCUUCGGACCCAUUCUCUCUCACGAUUGUCGUGAGGCCGACAAACACAAUGGCCCCUUUAGUUACUAAAAACACUGGAAUCACGCUUGUUGAAGGAAAAUUGAAGAAUAUUGGUGACAGCUUAACUGUCUCGGAUCAAGAUAACCGCGAAGAUGUUUUCUUCACUGUCGUUGACGGAAUGAGGCACGGAAGUAUUCUGGUGGAUGGUGACGAAGCAGAUCUGUUUACGACGGCCGACUUGGAUGAAGGGCGCGUCGCAUAUCGACAUGAUGGAAGCAGUACAAGCACAGACAACAUCGUGCUUAAGAUGAGCGAUGGACGACACGAUGUCGAAUUUCUUUUUCCCGUCACUAUUUACCCGGUGGACGAUGAACCGCCUCUCUUGGAUAUCAACACCGGCAUCACAGUCCGCAAGGGUGAAGACGUCCAGAUUUUAUCCCGCUACCUAAGCGCCACUGACGUCGACAGCCAUGAUUUCGGUAUUCUCUUCGAGCUGCUGCCCCCGUUUCCAGAACACGGCACAUUGCUGAUGAAGAAGCACGACAAGCCACCCGAUUCUUUCCAUUGGCUUUUCAAGGACGGCUUGUACGAAGCUGAGGUGACUAAGUGGGGGCAGGUAGAUUUGCUCGAAGGAAACCUCUACUACCGCCAUUCGGGAGGCCACGUGUCCGAAGCAAUCACAGACCGUGUCUUCUUCCGCCUCUCUGACGAAAACGAGCCGCCAAAUGAAUCCGGAAUAAACGAGUUCUUGGUAAAGAUUCUUCCUGUUGACGAUUUGCCACCGGAGAAGCACCCAGACGCCACGCUUCAUCUCCUCGUAGAGGAGUUCCAGCUGACGGCGAUCACGAAGAAGGAGUUGCGUUACCGCGAUCUAGACACGAAAGAAAAAGAGCUCCGGUAUCGUAUUACGAAGCCGCCUUUCGACACGGACGCUAGUAACCCGAUGAGCGCUGGCACGGUGGUACGCAUGGACGAGCCGGACACAGAAGUCACAGAGUUUACGCAGGCGGAAGUCAACCACCAUCAAAUCGGCUACCAGCCCCCUUCGGCGGAGCUGGGGAUUGUGCCUAGGAUAAUAAACUUUGACUUCGAGGUGUGCGACAACGGCGGUAACGUGCUCCCCGGCCAGAUUUUCACCAUUCUCUUGCAGCCCGUUGACAACAAACCACCCGCGGUGCAUAAUCGCGGCAUAAAUGUUGUGGAAAAAAGUUCGGUGGACAUCACCCUGGAGGACCUCGACGCGAUUGACACGGAUACGCCGAGCGAAGAGCUAACCUUCGUUCUCAUUAAGGUUCCUGCCUACGGAGCACUUCGAUUGGCAGGAGAUGUCUUAGAUGAAAAUGAUUUAUUCAGACGCUCAGACAUUGCGAGUGGUCAGUUAGCGUAUGAAAACAGGGGUAGUUCUGGAAGAAAAAUGGACAAGUUUGAAUUGGAAGUUCGUGAUGGAAUACACCGAGUUCCGGUAACGGUUAAGGUAAAUAUUAAACCGCAUUCGGAGGAGUCGCGUGUUCCAAAAAGGCCCGGAACCGUUAACGUUCUUUUGACUGCUAAAGAGGGUGGGAAGGCUUUGUUGGAGAGUCAGUCCUUCAGUAUACAAAACAUCAAUGACCCUAAAGGUAGUUAUGAAUUUGUUCUAACACAUGCUCCCAGGCAGGGCAGUAUUUUUAACAGCGGGAUAAAAGCAAAUCGAUUCUCUCUGCAAGAUUUGCUGAAGAGAAGAGUCUUCUACGUUCACAGUGGCACCGAGACUGGUGUAAGCGGUUCGAGUGACAUUUUUCAGCUCAGCAUUACUGAUGAUUCCGGAACAAGGAGACUGGAUGAUGUUCUUGUUCACGUGAAAGUCGAACCUGUGGAUUCGAUGCCACCACGCAUUCUAGUCGGACCGUCUCUCGCCGUUCCCGAAGGCGGCAAGGCCACGAUCACGCGCGUGCACCUCUCGGCUACCGACGUGGACACGAACGACGAAGACAUCCUCUGCAGCAUCGACGUGCAGCCCAGCCACGGGUACGUUGAGAACGCGUCACCAUCGCCGGGCUCUGAGCGUGUGCAGGUGGGCGUGCCUGUGUCGGCAUUCGCAAUGGCCGAAGUGAUAUCGGGUUGGAUAAACUACGUUCAAAGCAUACAUCGAGGAUUUGAACCGCUGGAGGACAACUUUACCUUUGUUUGCUCCGAUGGCGUGAACUCUAGUCCUAAGCACAAGUUUCACGUGCAGAUAACGCCAAAGAACGACGAGGAGCCAGAAAUAACGGUAGACGAGAUACUUGUGUCGGAAGGUUCUGAUGCGUCGUUAGAGGACGUCGUGACGCAAGCAGCGGACAUGGACAAGCCCAGUGACAAGCUGACAUUCCGGGUCACGAAAGCGCCUCUGCACGGGAAGAUACUGUCGACACGAACGAUGCAGCUAGAAACAUUCGACAGCGACGACGUCUCAGCGCCGUCCUUUGUGGUCUACCGUCAUGAUGACAGCGAGACGACGGCAGACUCAUUCGAGCUAUCUGUCAGCGAUGGACAACACGAAAGUCGAAAGCAAAUCUCUGUUGUCGUAAUGCCGGUAGAUGACGAGACACCUCGGCUCGCUGUCAAUGAUGGCUUGGAGGUUGGACUGGAAGAAAAGAAAGCCAUCACAAACCGCGUCCUGAGAGCAGAGGACAUCGACUCUGAUGAUUCGAGCUUGACAUACAUUAUAAGAGACAUACCGAGACACGGGCAGCUCCAGCUCUUGAAUUCCACCACGUAUCAGCCUUCGCGGAAUUUAACCCUAGCUUCUAACUUUACUCAGCAAGAUAUUGACAAUGGUCUCGUAGUGUACGCGCACACCGGAGCGCCCGGAGUCCGCGAUCUUAUUAGACUUGACGUCACAGACGGUACGAACUCGCUUAUCGACCAGUACUUCUGGGUGACCAUCGAGAGCAUCGACGUUAUUUAUCCGGAAGUGGUGAAUAGAGGAGUAAGACUCCCCGAGGGGGGCAAGGUGACACUCACCACGGCCGCACUGAGCACGACGGAUUUGAACAGCAACGACGAACGGCUUCGGUUCACCAUAACCCAGUCACCCGCAAAAGGUCACCUCGAGAGCUCGGACGCUCCGGGAGUGAUCAUCAGAUCUUUCACCCAGCUAGACUUGGCGGGGAACAAGAUCAGCUACGUUCACACCAGCAAGGACGAAAGCAAGCUCGACAGCUUCGAAUUUGAAGUGAGUGACGGGCGUAACUCGGUGUUCCGUACCUUCCGAAUCGCCAUCACCGACGUGGACAACAAAAAGCCCGUGGUUUUCAUUUCGCCCCUGAGGCUCCGCGAAGGCUCCGAGCGCCUCAUCACGCCGUUCGAGCUCAAGGCCGACGACAUGGACACUCCUGACAAGAAUGUCCACUUCCGCGUCAUCCACAGGCCGCUGCAUGGCCGCCUCAUCAUUGACAGGUCUCGCGAGACCGCCUCGUUCACCAUGGCCGACCUGGGCGACAACAGGUUGUCCUACUCUCACGACGGCAGCGACACAACGCGCGACAACUUCACUUUCGUGGUCAGCGACGGCGUCCACCGUGACUUCUACGUCCACCCGAACGUGCAGCACCCGACGCGCGAGCCGCAGCUGUUCCCCGUCCACGUGGUCGCGGUGGACAACAGCGCUCCCCAGAUGGCGGUGAACCGGGGAGCCUUCGCGCUCUCGUACUUGGACGGAUCACGCCGGCUUGGGUUUCGCUUUAGCAGUGACGUGCUGCGCGCAUCUGACAGCGACAGUGUGGAUGCCAGGCUAAAGUACGUGGUGACCCUGUUCCCUAGCCACGGAAUCCUUGUCAAUCGCGCCGUCGGCAACCGAAGCGUCGUGGAAUUCACGCAAGCCGACCUGGAUAACGCGGACAUAUUUUACCUGCUGCACCAGAGGUCUAACGCCACACGGGAUACCUUUCAGUUCAAAGUGGUUGACGAAGGGAAGAAUGAGCUGAGGGCGCAGAAGUUCGACCUUCGUUGGUCGUGGAUCUCGCUGGCCCAUGAGCGGUACAUCGUCAAUGAGACCGACUCGCACCUAGUGGUGACACUUCGCAGGAGAGGAUACCUGGGAGAGACGGCAUUCGUCGGGAUCUCGGCGCGAAACCUGAGCGCCCGCCAAGGCACGGACUUCAGCGCGUCGUACGCCCGUCAGGUGCAGUUCAACCCGGGCCAGGCCGAGGCUGAAUGGCGGCUGCGGCUGCUGGACGACGCGUCCUUCGAGCGCCGCGAGGAGUUCCUCGUGGUGCUGGGACAGGCGCUCAUGGCGGCCACCGAGUCUCCGGACAGCGCUCUGGUCUCCUUGCACGACGCAGAGGACGAGCCGACGGUGUCGUUUGCCGAAACCAAUGUGACCGUGUAUGAGGACAGCGGAGAAGCGCUGCUGACCAUCCGCAGACGCGGCGACCUCGCCAUGGACACCGGCGUACUCUGCGUCACGCAUCCCGGGACGGCCUCGGGUACCCAGCCGUCACCGUUGGAAUCCUACUCGGACUACGUGGCCAGACCAGCGAACCCAAGUAGCCUUGUGCGCUUCCGUACUGGGGAAGCCGAGAAGACAUGUCGCGUUGCCAUCAUCGACGACUCCCUCUUCGAAGAGGCCGAGAACUUCACCGUCAGCUUGGUUUCGCCGCAGAACGGCCGGGUCGGAAAGAACGGCUCCAUGGUCGUCACCAUCGCUGCUGACCCCAGAGAUGUGCCUUACUUCUACUUCGAGAAACCCAACUACGAGGUGGACGAGAGCGCGGGAAGCUUCGAGGUAACCGUGCUCCGAGAUGGCCCAGACCUGAGCAUUGCCUCGUCCGUUACGGUGCGCUCGAAGCAGAUGUCUCCACCGAGUGCUCAAGCCGGCAGCGACUACAUCGCAGUGGGCGAGCUGGUGCGCUUCCCGAGCGGCUCGACAUCGCAGACGGUGGAAGUGGUGCUGCUCGACGACUACGGCCAGCCCGACCUGGAGUUCAUCGAGACCUUCCAGCUGGUGCUGCGCGCUCCCGUCAACGGGACAGUCGGCACUCCGGGCACCGCUGUCGUCUCCAUCAACGACACGCUGUCCGACGUGCCGAAGAUGUUCUUCCUGGAGGAGGAGUACGUUGUGGAUGAAGAGGCCGGCUCGCUCUCGGUGCCCGUGGCGCGCACGGGCGAUACCAGUCAGCGCUCCUCGGUACGCUGCUACACACGCCAGGGGUCCGCAACAGUUGACCUAGACUUCGAGGAGAGGCCCAACACCGACCAGUCGCUGAUCGUCUUUGAGUCUGGGGAGCGUCAGAAGAAGUGCGUGCUCCAGAUCAGGGACGACAGCGCCAAGGAGGGCUUUGAAGAGCUGCGCCUGGUGCUCGGGUCUGAGCGCAGCAGCACCGCCGGCAUGGCGAUGCUGGGGGAGCCGAGCGUCGCCAAGAUCCGCAUCCGAGACGAGGCUAAACACCUGCAGCCCGUGAUCCGGUUCCGGCAGACGCGGACGACUGUGAAGGAACCCCGAAACCCGGACGACUCUGUGAGCCUGGCCAUAUCCGUGGUACGGCAGGGCGACUGCAGCGCCACGUCGGUGGUGCGUGUCUACAGCCGCGACGGAUCGGCCACGGCGGGCAAGGACUACCAGCCUCUGUCGCAGGAACUCACAUUCCGCCCUCUCCUGAACGAGACCGUUUUCACGGUUCAGAUCCUCUACGACGAAGCCAAGGAACAUAAAGAGGCUUUUACACUCCACCUCAAGGAAGACGCCAACCGCAUAGCCGACGUGAAGGACUCAAAGAUGAUCGUGUACAUCGAGGACGUGCGGUUCCUUCCAGCGGUCACGUUUCCCUCUGAACCAGUCGUGGUGUCUCUUCGAGACUACGAUGACGCUGACGAAGCGUCGCCACAGCCUAUCCACGGAUACCCGCUCUGCUGCAUAUCGUCUUGCAACCCGAAACAUCCGGAUUACUUGCGCACUGGACCAAUCUGCGCCAAGGAAGGCAUCAACGACAGCUUUACAGAGUUCCACUGGAAAGUGGCCGCGCCGGACGAUUCGUUUGGUCUGCGGGACAUCAAGUCCAAGGCGUUUUUCGCUCCCAUUAAAGCGAUCACGUUGGACAGCGUGUACUUUUCAGCGGGAAGCCGAGUGCAGUGCGCCACGCGCGCCGUCAACACCGAUGGAGACGUGGGCCUCGAGGUCUACAGCGCGCCGGUCACCGUGGCUGCCGACGCCGGCCUCUGUCGGCCGCCCGAGGACGACUACGUAGGCGCCGAGCCUUUCACCGCCAGGCUGAGAUACACGGGCACGUCCGACCCUCGGGCACCGAAUCGAAUCCAGAUCACGGUGCUGGUUCCGCACCGGGACGGCCUGCUGCCCGCCAUCUCAACGCGGCCGCUGUCCAACCUGGAGUUCGCUCUCAGCCCAAGCAGCCUGCGCGUGGGUCUGCACCGCUGCUCGAACCUGGUGGACGCGCCGGAGGCGUUCACUCCGCUGGGAUUUGUCACCAAUGCGACGCUUGACCGGCGCUUGGAUGCCGAAGCAGCCGAGCCUUACCAGUACAGCCGUCAGAUGCGCGGAGAGUCGACGCUCAGAUUUUACAAAAGCCUGGACCUGGAGUCGUGUAUGUGGAACUGGACAGCUUUCUACACGCUUUCAGAGCUCGUUUCCGAUUGCGGUGGCUCCAUAAACCAUGAUGGGCAGGCCCUGAACCUGGUGCAGUCGUACGUGUCCAUGUCUGUUCCCCUUUACGUGUCGUACGCACUCCACUCGACGGCCGCACUGGGCGGCUGGCAGCACAGCGACAUGGUGACGGAGCUCAAGAUCAGCUUCGUCUACAACACGGCCAUCCUCUGGGACCACGGAAUCUCCACCUAUCUCGACUCUCAUCUCAACGGGAGCAUAUACCCGACACAGAUGCGGAUCAACGACAACGGACAGCUGGUUGUGCGAUUUCGCACAGUCUCCGGCUUCCACGGACAGUACAUCCUCGAAAGCAGAGAACUGAAAAAGAUGUCGUACGUCACGUCCGAAGAACAGCCUGACCUCACGUUCACACUGAAGCUCAUACGAUGGGACGCGACUUAUAGCGAAGCACAACAGGAGUGGGAGUUCGUCUCAGACGUCGCUGUGAAGGACUACUCGGGCACGUACCGCAUCCACCUGGUGCCGUGCACGGUGCGCGAGGGCGCCCGCUUCUCGGAGCCGAUGCGGUGCACGCCGCAGGAGCCGGUGCCCUUCGAGCUGCCCAUCCAUUUCCAGCAAGUGAGCGACCCGGUGCCCACGCGUUUCUCGCUGGACACGCAGUUCCACAUCACUCGGCGGCGUGACCUGUGGCUGCGCCGCGCCGAACAGCAGCCCAUCGACCGGCAGGCCGAGGCGGACGACAUCGACGUCUCCUUUGCGCCAGGCGACAAGAUUUACGGCAAGAUUAUGGUAAGCCCGCUCCAAAGCCUGGGACACUCGUUCGAGCUCUUCAUAGAGAAGUGCUUCCUCUGUACGGGAUUCGACGGCUACAUCCCGCGCUACGACCCGGACAAUGAGGACUACGGAUGCAUUGCGGAGUCGGCCAAUCUUCGUUACGUCAUCAAGAUCAUUGACAAGGAGUCACCGAGCAGUGUCUCGUCGCAGCUGCACGGCGCGCUGUUCAAUGCCUCGCUGGUCUCGCAGAGCCGUGACGCCGAUCUGGCGGCCAUCGGGAAAGACCCGGGCGCCGACGGCUUCCACUUCCUCGCAGACCCGCUUUUCAAGGUCGCCUCGGGCACCCUCUGGUUCAUCCAUUGCAUCUACACGCUUCGCGGUAAAGAAGGAAUCGGCAGGCGGCUCCAAGAGGUUCGGCAAGCGUCACGCACCGGCGGGCGACUGGCACCAACAGCAGCACUACCUGAGUCGUCGGUCGGUGCUCGUAGAGAGCAUCGGAAAGAACGGUCUGGGCACCAACAUGCACCAGAUCGUGCUCUCGGACGCUCAGCAGAGCACGUGGACGUACCGGUCGGACGGCGCCGACGACUCUCCGGCCGAUCUGCCGUGGCUUGUGACGCCGUGCGUGCUGGUGGCGGCGCUGCUCAUAGCAAUCGGCAUCGCCAUCGUCGUAUGCCGGAAGCGACGCAGUUCGGCGAGCCUGACGUCAUCCGGAAACGGCGCGGUGACCGUGUGCUGUUCCGGAUCCGGAAAAAGCCGCGUCUGCGCUUCCGGCUACGCUCCCAACACCGAAUUUGCCGGGACAGAAGUGUAAGGAUACAUGGGUAGCGCUGUAUGCGCACCAAAUAAGGCGCUGUCAGUAAUUCGAAGCGGCGCUGACGUGGAGGACUGGAGCGACCGGCGAUCUUCCGUGAUCCAGUGCGCGUCGGUGUCUGAUGUGAUGUGCGCGUUUAAAAUGCUGCCGCUUGUUGGGAAACACGCAGUGUGUAUUUCUCAGUGCAACGCCGUGCGUUGUGAAACAAGGCAAACAAAGGUAGCCAUAGUCAUUUUUGACGACUAAAGGUUCCAUAUUGGAAGACUGCUUUCACAAAACGCCAUCCCAGCAGCACCUAUUGCAUGUUGCAGCCUCCAAGCUUACGAUACGAGCAGUCGUCCUCCUGGUAUAUGAUUUUCUUAAAUGGUGUUUUUAGUUCGUUUAGUUACGUUUCUUUUUCUAGCUUGUUUGCAGCGUUGAAGGAAUUCUCCUGUGGGCUCGUCUUAUGAAGAGUCAGACAUUAGGAUCAGCAAAUCGUGCCAUCGACAUCCCUAAUUGCAUGUGCAAGUUACAUUUCUACGAUAGUUGCCGAAUUUGUUGCCGUUCAUGGUUGCGCUCAGAGUCUCUAACAAGACCCAAUGUAAAGGGACGUAGGAUGACGCUGGAUGUUAGCAUUGUUACGUCGACGAAAGACGAAGACUCCAUGAGAGCGUGAGGACCUCGAUUGCUGAGUGGUCUAUAACGUAGGCUGUUAUUUCAGCAAGAUGGCAAAUGGACCUGCACCUCAGAGCCAAGCAUUCAGUAGCCCGAGUCAACACGUGCAAUGACAGCUGAAAAAUGGUGUGUGGCCUUUCAUCCAAUAACAACGGGAACGGGAGCGACACCGCAUCGUACGAAAUGAAAGCAAGCAGUCCUACGUCGUCGGCGAUUGACCAAGCUAAUGUUGUUAUGUGCCAUAAACAAAAACGCUGGAGGCGAUGCGCCAAGCCCGGUGACCAUUUAGCCCCGCGCUUGCCCCUUCACGUGUAAAGUGUGCGCGAGUGAAUGGUGAGUGCAAAGACGCGAAGGAGAUUCGCGCCUGUCCACAGUGUAUACCUCAUGUCAUCCUGUCACUGCCGAUCAAAAGCAUUGUUUUGUACAAAGUCGGCACGAAGCCAGCCGUAUCACCUGUAUCUAUGGGACACUGUAUUUCAUGUGUUUCAUCGUGUGCCAUACAUGUCAUCAAGAUGCGGCUUCCGUGUGCCUAUCGGAAAUACUGAUCACUCUGAGUUGUGUCAUAAAGUCGUUAUCCGUGUACAUAGUACAUUGUCUCUUCUUCAGCGCCCUGCAGGAUCGAGUCGAUGUGCCAUAAAAAGUGGGGCCACACCUUCGUCUAAAGUGUUGUUUGUUUGCCUGUUCUUGCCUGUUUGCAGCAUGGAUGGUCCAGCCAUGUUUUCUCGCUACUCUAGGUAUAUUUUCAUGCGUACGCCACUGAAACGCGACAGUGUCAGUAGAAAGCCUUACAGAAGUACAGCUUACUGUUUAAUAAAUCUCUAAUGGCCUUUAUCACCUCAAAUAA
This is a messenger RNA of Dermacentor silvarum, 10840 nucleotides long. Its product is annotated as FRAS1-related extracellular matrix protein 2-like. Gene Ontology annotation, cellular component: membrane. The record is from RefSeq and is a predicted model, not a curated record. NCBI's taxonomy places the organism in Eukaryota, Metazoa, Arthropoda, Arachnida, Ixodida, Ixodidae. Gene Ontology annotation, biological process: cell communication.